Xiphophorus couchianus (Monterrey platyfish) is the source of this 481-nucleotide messenger RNA. RefSeq names its product histone H2B 1/2-like. The transcript has a single exon. Gene Ontology annotation, cellular component: nucleosome. Bases 38 to 412 code for a protein of 124 amino acids. The record is from RefSeq and is a predicted model, not a curated record. Lineage: Eukaryota; Metazoa; Chordata; Actinopteri; Cyprinodontiformes; Poeciliidae. Gene Ontology annotation, molecular function: DNA binding; protein heterodimerization activity; structural constituent of chromatin.
UUCCUCAGUCGUUGCUGUUUUCCAGGAACACAUCAGGAUGCCUGAACCCGCCAAGUCUGCGCCCAAGAAGGGCUCCAAGAAAGCCGUGACCAAGAUGGCCGGUAAAGGAGGCAAGAAGAGGAGAAGGACCAGGAAGGAGAGCUACGCCAUCUACGUGUACAAGGUGCUGAAGCAGGUCCACCCCGAUACCGGCAUCUCGUCCAAGGCCAUGAGCAUCAUGAACUCGUUCGUCAACGACAUCUUUGAGCGCAUCGCCUCCGAGGCUUCCCGUCUGGCUCACUACAACAAGCGCUCCACCAUCACCUCCAGGGAGAUCCAGACGGCCGUGCGCCUCCUGCUGCCCGGUGAGCUGGCCAAGCACGCCGUGUCUGAGGGCACCAAGGCGGUCACCAAGUACACCAGCUCCAAGUAAACCUGCUGUUUACCAUCUAAACCACAAAGGCCCUUUUUAGGGCCACACAAAUAUAACUUGAAGCAGAAA